AUGCCACCGACACAAACGCCGACAACGGCCCAUCCCACCGAAUCCCAAAUCCUCCAAUCCUACCUCCUGCACCCCUCCCCCCUGCCCACAAUCGUACCAUACACGUCCUUCCUGGCCCUGCUGCCAAAACACCAGCCAUCCCGCGCCACCGAGCUGAAGCGCCUCUACCGCGACCUGGAGUUCCAACGGGCCGUCACCGUCGACGACAUCCGCCGCCGCAUCGAAAGAGAAUGCAACAAGAGCGUAUCCCUCACGGCCCAACUAGCCAGACAGGUCCGCCGGGAAGAGAAUUUCAAACAGCAGCGCCAGCGGCAGCAACAACAACAACAAAAAAAGGAUCGGAACCGAAGACGGAAGCGCAAGCGAGGUCCAGAAACCGAGCACAAUCCCGAUCACGACCACGACGACACGUACUCGUACACGUCAGACGACGACGGGGCCGAAACACCCCACCUCGACGUCAACACCCACACCCACAUCCAGACCGACACGGCCCUGCACGACGGAGUCCCCCUCUCGAACACGCUACUUCAAGCAACAGGCCCGGGCCCGUCCAAGCACGGCCUGUACCAUGACGGCUCAUCGCUCCUGCUCGCGAUGGACAAAGCGACGCAAGAUCUCGGAGUCGAGAUCGCGGAUCUAGAAGCCGAGAUUGCCGACCUGCGCAGGAUCUGCGAAGGCACGGUCGGCGGACUGAGUGACUUGCGGUAUGGGCGGUUCGGGAGAGCCAGAGGCAGUGGGAAUGGGAACGGGAAUAGCGUGAACGAUGAUGUUGGUAACGAAGACGGGGUGGCUGAUGAAGUGCUCGGCGCGGUGGAGGAGUUCAAGGCGAUGUUGGCGGGCAAAUAA
Cladophialophora yegresii CBS 114405 is the source of this 849-nucleotide messenger RNA. RefSeq lists its product as uncharacterized. The record is from RefSeq and is a predicted model, not a curated record. Gene Ontology annotation, biological process: chromosome segregation. The transcript has a single exon. Bases 1 to 849 code for a protein of 282 amino acids. Gene Ontology annotation, cellular component: Mis6-Sim4 complex; kinetochore. Lineage: Eukaryota; Fungi; Ascomycota; Eurotiomycetes; Chaetothyriales; Herpotrichiellaceae.